AUGGUUGUAAACUUCACCACAAAACGUAUGGCUCUGAAAAUUCGUUGUGGCAAUGCUCUGUUCCGUGUCGAGCCGACUCAUAUGAUAAUCGAACCGAAUAAGUGUCGCCAGUUGACGAUCAAUCGAAUGCCGGGACCAAUUCAAACUGAUAAGGCGAUUGUUCAGUAUAUUGAUAUUGAGAAAGACGCUCAGGAUGCGAAGGCCGCGUUCAAGGCAGCCGAUGGAGCUGGAACUAAGAUUCCACAUAUUAAGAUUAAGCUCGUGGCAGCGGCAUCUGGUGGCCGGAAAAUGUCACGAGAAGUUUUGGACGAAUAG
Molecule: messenger RNA, 315 nt
Organism: Caenorhabditis briggsae
Lineage: Eukaryota; Metazoa; Nematoda; Chromadorea; Rhabditida; Rhabditidae
Exons: 2
Coding region: 1-315 (104 amino acids)
Source: RefSeq, a predicted model, not a curated record